GGGACGUCGUCGUAGAACGACGCGGACAAACGUUCAUAUACCGGUCGGGCGUCUCAGACAACGCAAAAGUUUUUGGGUAAAAAACACGCUUCUCGAAGGAACCCUUAUUAAGUACAGAAAAUAAUAUUGCCAAGAAACCUUUUUCAUUUUGAGAUGGAGCCAUGGACGGUGAAAACCGCAUCAUCUUAAAUGUCGGCGGAAUCCGUUAUGAGACUUACAAAGCGACGCUCAAAAAAAUUCCUGCUACAAGAUUGUCUCGAUUAACGGAGGCUUUAGCAAAUUACGAUCCAAUUCUGAACGAAUACUUCUUUGACAGACAUCCGGGAGUAUUUGCCCAGAUUCUGAACUACUACAGAACGGGUAAGCUGCACUAUCCAACAAACGUAUGUGGUCCCCUGUUUGAAGAAGAACUGGAAUUUUGGGGUUUAGACUCAAAUCAAGUUGAACCCUGUUGUUGGAGUACGUACAGUGUGCACCGAGACACUCAGGCUACAUUGGCGAUAUUAGACAAGCUGGAUAUAGACGCGGAACGGCCCAACGAUGAAGAAGUGGCAAGAAUGUUCGGGUACGAAGAGGCGUACCACGCCGGAACCCUUACGAGGUGGCAGAAACUUAAACCCAAAAUAUGGGCACUAUUCGACGAACCGUAUUCGUCAUCAUCGGCCAAGAUAGUCGCCGGAGCAUCCGUGUUUUUUAUUUGUGUGUCGGUGUUCUCGUUCUGUUUGAAAACCCACCCUGACAUGAGGGUGAAGUGCGAAAAUCAUAAAGAAGCGGACUGCACGGAACCCCAUCCGUAUUUUCUUACGGUCGACCAUUUUUGCAAUGCCUGGUUUACCUUUGAAUUGUCCGUCAGACUUAUCGUUUCGCCAAACAUAAUCGAGUUUAUCAAAUCUCCAGUAAACAUAAUCGAUUUUGCUGCCACCCUGAGCUUUUACAUCGACAUGAUCCUCAUAUUUGAGAAGAAAUCCCAGCUGCUCGACUUUUUCAGCAUCAUAAGAAUUUUGCGGCUGUUUAAACUUACAAGGCAUUCGCCCGGUUUGAAAAUCCUGAUUCAUACUUUCAAAGCGUCGGCCAAGGAGCUUGCCCUUUUGGUCUUUUUUCUCGUGUUGGGAAUUGUCGUCUUUGCGAGUCUCGUUUAUUACGCUGAGAAAUUGCAGGACAACAAAGAAAAUAGCUUUAAAAGUAUCCCGGAAGGACUGUGGUGGGCCAUUGUCACCAUGACUACGGUCGGUUAUGGUGACAUGGCUCCGAAAACGUAUGCCGGUAUGUUUGUCGGCGCACUCUGCGCUUUGGCCGGAGUAUUAACCAUUGCUUUGCCGGUUCCAGUCAUCGUUUCCAACUUUUCCAUGUUUUAUUCACACACCCAGGCUAGAGCAAAACUUCCCAAAAAAAGGAGGCGAGUUCUGCCGGUGGAACAGCCUCGACGCAAAAAGGUGGAAAAUAUCGGCAAUCGACGAGUGAACGCUAUAAAACAUCAUCCUGGCGUCAUAAAAGAUGCUUUCGGAACAGCCAAACUCGGUAGCGCGAAUGGGCUCAACGUGAUUGGAGCCACGCUGCAAGACCCGGCGACACCCAACUCUACCGCAUUUCAUCACAACGGGCCCUACGCUUUUCAGAUGUCUGAAGUUGCUUUGCCUCUCACUGCUCCCCCAAGCAUGGUGGUCACUCCACUGCAGCCUCGUCCAGCGACCACGGGCAGUGUCGAUAUGCUGCCUCUGCAACCAAAAUACUUACCGGGAUAUUUCAGAGAGUACUGCUCGGAGCCUAGGGACACUCCAUCACAAUCCGGACACAGAGAAAAUAGUCCGUCACGCAAAUUGUCUACAAAUUUUUCGAGCAAAAUUUACCCACUGGAAAGUUCAUUGGAAGCGGAAUUGGGUCGAGCUAGCGUACCAGCGAUGGCAAUCGGCAGCUCGACGGAGGUAUUGGUGUGCAUCGUUGAAAACCAGGCGAAACUUCGAAAAAGCUCCUUCAUUUCGGAGACGACGGCACCGUUGGACGAGGCGAACAAUAAAUCUGUCAACGUAGAGUUGUCUGUGUCGGCAGAAUCCACAGCUGCGAAUGCCGAAACCGAGAACCCAGUUUUCGACGGGAAAAACAUGAAAAACGGACUUGAUAACGACAUUGACGCGCUGAAAGAUGAACACAUUCAGAAAAGUGUGGUCGUUUAAGUGUUAUUUUAAAAUUGCAAAUUGACGGCAUUAUCAAAUCAGUGUGUUUUAAGUUCGUACGGUCUGUAUAAGUAAAGGGAUGGCCUUUUAUUUUACUUAUCUCUUGGUGUAAUAAUAAAAUCGAAUGUCCUAAAACUAGAAGUCGACAUAAACAUGGGCUUAGUUUCCCGUCCGUAAAAUUUAUGCAUAGAAAGCCACUAAUCUACCUACCGAUUUCGCAAUUGCAUUGAUUCCAACCUACGUGUUUGUUUAUUACAGUAAGUGGAGGGCAUGAACCUAUCGAUGUGAUGUAUAUUAUUAAGUUUAAUUAAUCCCUGCUCCGGGAUAGCAAAAAUUACAAAAUUACUACCAAUAUGAAAACAUCAAGUGCUCAAAAUUUUAAAUCUAAGCGAGGCAGAAAAAACGUCUAUUUCGGGAAUUUCAUUAAAAAUCAUUCGAUGGAUGCUGUAUUGAAAUUAAUAUGUCCAGAAAGCCCCUCCCGAAUAAUCUUAUCAUAGUAGGAAAUUUCUGAUUUAUCGCCUCUCUAAAAAUAUACAGUGCUUGAACUAGCCAAAAAAACAUACAGGUUCCUAUUUAAUGAUUUUCGGAUUAAUUUUAUCCACUCAUCUAAAGAUCGCUGUCCAACCAUCUCCUAUAUGUAGAUCAGUGGCGCAAAAAAAAAACGAAAUCUUUGGUUACUAUAUGUAGAUCAGUGGCGAAAAUAUAUCCGAAAUCUUUGGUUACCGAGCUCGAAAUUUGCAAUUCUUUAAUCUGCGCUGUCAUCUGUGGAUCAGUUGCGAAACUAAAACCAAAUUCUUUGAUUAGGAAUCUAUAACAUCUUUGGUUUGUUAGGAAUCUGUAAUUUUCGUAUCUCCGAUCUCUCGGAGGACGGAAGUUUUAGAAGUUACGUACCCGUACUACUAAAAAAUUCUUCGAAGACACAAGCAUGAUCACAAUUCGAAGACUUCGAAUUGGAGAACUUUUGUGUGUUGGCGACUCUAGUAGUGUGCGUUUCGAACGUGACUUUAUCCUUCUUCUUUACUUAAUAGGUCAUUACAUUUUAUGUGGGCAGAUGAUUCUUAAUAAAUAGAAUCAUACAGGGUGCAAGGUGUAAUGAACGUUGUGAUAGUUUUUGAUUAUGAAUUAUUAUCCAGCUUUUAGACCAUGCCGAUUGCGUCUUUAUAAUUCGAUACUGGUUCAAUUUCUAGCACAAAUUCAAUAUUUUAGAACUAUGGAACGUGUCAGUUAUAAGAGAACAUUAUACCAAAUUACCAAAAUUAAGAUAUCGAAUGUUGCUUUUAAAUUGUGCAACCUAUUUUUCCGUAAAAAUUCAACUUAUCUGGUAUUCUGACACUUGUAUCUCGCCAGUAAAUGCGGUUUUUGGCUUAAUCUUUCUAAAACUUCUAUACUAUCGAAUUUAAUAUUAGAUAUUUGCUUACAUUUGCAAAAAAGCUCUUUUUACUGCGGUAAUGCUUAUUAGAGCGAGCUAGUGUGUUCAGUUAUAUUAAUAACGUUUAAAAGGUAAACUAGAAAAGUUUCCUUACUCCUAACUUUGGAGACGGCAAGGUCUAAUAAUUGGUUUGGACUUUGUUCAGUCCCAAUUUGAAGAAAAGGUUACAAUUUUUAACCGAUUAAACAAAUCGACCGCGUUUGCUUUGUUCCUUCUCUACAUCGAUUAAUUCAAUCCCCCGUAAAGCCGAUUAUAGGUUCAACCCUUGUUUGUAAUUUAAUCCAUUGGUUGACCAAGCUUACAUACAACACAUCGGUUAAUCCUUUCGGAAUCGAAACAAAAAAAGUUCCACAAUAAGACCGAUAUCGUAUUAAGUUGUUCUAAUGCACAUUUGCAAUAUCUGUCAAGAUUUAAGAUGACCAAUCUUGAAGGCUUAAUUUUAAUUUAUGUGGUAAAUGAUCUCGGGCCCAACGAAUGCAGACACUGGAAAGAGAAUAUAUUUUGUAUAUAGAACUAUAGCAUGCUGCACCACGUUUAGUGUAAAAUUUGGAGCAAUUAAAGGGAUGUUUUAUAAUAUGCGUAUUACUUACUCCGGUAGUAAUGUACAUUUUUGUACACAGGGUCGUAAUAAUUUAUUUUUGUUUUGUUUGAUUUGGUUCAUCAAAUAAAAACCCAACGUCAGUGGCUUGGGUUUUGUAGAAAAGCUGCA
Cylas formicarius (sweet potato weevil) is the source of this 4309-nucleotide messenger RNA. RefSeq names its product potassium voltage-gated channel protein Shaw-like. The record is from RefSeq and is a predicted model, not a curated record. Gene Ontology annotation, cellular component: dendrite membrane; axon; voltage-gated potassium channel complex. Gene Ontology annotation, biological process: potassium ion transmembrane transport; protein homooligomerization. Bases 162 to 2171 code for a protein of 669 amino acids. Gene Ontology annotation, molecular function: delayed rectifier potassium channel activity; protein binding. NCBI's taxonomy places the organism in Eukaryota, Metazoa, Arthropoda, Insecta, Coleoptera, Brentidae. The transcript has 12 exons.